GUCUUUCAACAAGAUAAUGACCCGAAACACACUUCCCGUGAUGUUCAAAAUGAUCUGAGAGCUCACCUUCCACGGGGCAAACUUCAAAAGGUUUUAAUCUGUCUAGGUCGGAUCCUUCCUUGGCCUUCCUAUAGCCCAGAUCUCAACCUAUUGAGAAUAUGUGGGCUGUUUUGA
Rhizophagus irregularis DAOM 181602=DAOM 197198 is the source of this 174-nucleotide messenger RNA. The record is from RefSeq and is a predicted model, not a curated record. NCBI's taxonomy places the organism in Eukaryota, Fungi, Glomeromycota, Glomeromycetes, Glomerales, Glomeraceae.